AUGGCCAAAGACGUUCCUUCUAUUCACACCCUAGAUAGGCCUGAGAAGCUCCAGGACAUCCUCAAGCAGGACCGUGGUGAUGACUGCCUUCCCUGCCGUGUCAUUGGCGGAGGUGCUUUUCUUGGUCUUGCCGCGUACAGCUACUACUCCGGUCAUUCCCAGCUCAACAAGGCCCAAGCCGAGAUCCUAGCCAGCAAGUCCUUCUUUGGUAUGAGGAGCAGGAGAUGGGCCAUCACCGGUCUCUCAUGCGGCAUGGCCUAUUUGGGCAUGUAUAGACUGUUCAAGUGA
Sordaria macrospora k-hell is the source of this 288-nucleotide messenger RNA. RefSeq lists its product as uncharacterized. Lineage: Eukaryota; Fungi; Ascomycota; Sordariomycetes; Sordariales; Sordariaceae. The record is from RefSeq and is a predicted model, not a curated record.